AUGCAAUCCGUGAGAGGAGGAGGCGUGAGUCCUUGUUUUGAUAGUUUGCGCUACAGGUUUUGUGCGUCGGGCCGGAAAACAUGGAACGAGAGCAGAAGCAUUUGCAAGGCUGACGGCGGUGAUUUAAUUUCCAUUGAAACCGAAGAAGAAUUCGACCUUAUUAUUGAUAAGAUUGAAAACAAUAAUGAACAAAAAUGGCACAUCGGUUUGGCAAAGGAGUAUCUUUCAAAAUUUGGUGGAAUAGAUAUCACCAGAAGGACUUCCAUACAGGAGGCUGUAACUGUGUUUGAAGAUUUCACCUUAAAAAUCAAGAACGCCACAAAAGACAAGGCGGGCAUAGAAGUGGUUAAGACACUGAAAAACUCCCUCUUCAAGGUGGCAGAGGCAGUCGAGAAAUUUGCUCUUAAUUAUAGCAAGCGACACCUGAGUGGAAUGAGGCCUUCAGAAAGGAUCGUUUUCCCAAAAAUGGUUUUGGCCAUUCAAAAAGCCUAUCGCCAUAAUGCAAGUGGCUUCCACUUUGAGAUACAACAAUGGCAAGUGAAAAUCGAUAUCGCUUCCUCAAAUUUUGAGGAAAAUGGAUCAUUGGUAGUUGCGUUUGUGUACAAGGAUCUGCAUGAGUUACUUCUGACAGAUCGAGCCAUCAGCAGUGAAACAGACAACAAAAGGUUUAUCAACUCCAGGAUAAUGGCAGUAACUAUGGACCCCAAGCCAGAGAAAUUGCGAGAAAAUGUGAUCCUAAAGUUCAAAAACCUUAAGGUCUUGACAGCAGAGAAGCGCUGUAUGUUUUGGAGUGACAUUAGCAAAAGCUUUUCAGAGGAAGGAUGCCAUGUAGUUACAUCAGAAAGCAACUCAGAAGAAACAGUUUGCAACUGCAAUCAUUUGACGCAUUUUACCGUCUUAAUGGACUACGACGGUAGCACAAAGCUCACCGAGGAGGACGAAACAAUUCUGAAAAUUAUCACCUACGUGGGACUGAGCCUUUCCAUUGUCGGGAUACUUUUAACAUUAAUAAUUUAUUCUUGCCUCACAGAUGUUCGUCAACCUCUCUCUCAAAUUCGACUGAGUGUUUCCAUGUCACUUGGAGCUGGACAGAUCAUCUUCCUCGCCGGAAUAAACGCCACAGAAAACAAAGCUGCCUGUGUUACAAUAGCAGCUCUGAUGCAGUAUUUCUUCAUGGCCGCUUUCUGUUGGAUGCUGAUCGAGGGAAUUUAUCUCUACUUUUUUGUUGUGAAAGUUUACAACAUUAACACCAAGAUGUACAUGUAUCACGUCAUCUCAUGGGGUCUUCCAGUGAUCAUGGUGGCCAUUUCACUCGGCAUCGCUGCUGGAAAAGAGGGGUUACAAAGCUAUACGAGUGAUAAAUAUUGCUGGCUUUCCUCGACUAACAACCUGAUCUGGACAUUCGUCGCCUUUGUGGCUUUCAUUGAAGUUCUCAAUAUCUUGAUACUCGUACGAGUCAUUAAAGAGAUGACCAAUUUGUUGCAGCCUACAGGGGAAGACGACCAUUCUCAGCAAAUACGGACUGGCAUCAAAGCAUGCGUGGUGAUGAUUCCCCUGCUGGGUGUCACGUGGGUAUUCGGUCUCCUCUCACCUGUACAUAAAGCGUUCGCUUACAUGUUUACCCUACUCAACUCUGCUCAGGGUUUCCUGUUUUUCGCUCUACACUGUAUGCGAAACACUCAGAUCAGAGAGCGAUUCAAAAGAAAGAUAAAUAUCGUUUUUCCAUCUUCUAUAAGGGACAACACCACAAGGAAGAGCUCACAGGCCAAUCCAACUGCAGUUGUGGAUGUAUGGGCAGUUGAAUUGCAGUCUUGUGCUGAAUUUGAAUCGAAAUCACACUAA
This is a messenger RNA of Pocillopora verrucosa, 1842 nucleotides long. Lineage: Eukaryota; Metazoa; Cnidaria; Anthozoa; Scleractinia; Pocilloporidae. The record is from RefSeq and is a predicted model, not a curated record.